GUACAGGUUCAUCAAGAGAAGAUAAGAGCCAUUUUGGAGUGGCCACCACCACGGAACCUUACAGAGUUAAGGGGAUUCUUUGGUUUAUGCAGUUAUUACAGGGGAUUUGUCAAAGGUUUUUCACAGCUUGGGGCACCCUUGACAGGUCUUACCAAAAAGGGGGCAUUCAGAUGGACUGAGGAAGCUCAACAGGAAUGAAGAGACAUGAUAUCUAAGUGUAACUGGAAAUUUGUGAUACAAUGGAGGAGUGCAGAAAGUCUCAAGAGUCUGAGAAUAUUGGAGUUUCCAUGAAUAUCAAUGAUGGAUUACCGCUACUUUCAGAAAGCAUCAAGAAGUGUACUGCUGGAAUGAGUUGCUGGGGCAUGACAGACUUAACUUUAGGACUUUAUAAAUUGUAUCAACAUCAUUUACAAGAGAGUGUUAUUGAUACUAUUUCUGGUUCACAAGUUCAAGACAUCAAGGAGCUUGGUGAAAUGAGCUACUGGUUGAAGUGGGCUAUUGCUUCCUAUAAAGAAGAUCGAAGGUCUAUUGCAGAGUGUUUACAGAUUAAUGAGCUGCAGAUUAAAAAGCAUGUAAGGACAUCUGCUGUUUUAAGGCCAUCCUAUUUCAUUGCAGUUGAUGAUGUAAAACUCUGUUUGGUGAUUGCCAUUCGUGGUACCCAGUCUACCACUGACAUCAUAACGGAUCUGAAUCCUCACAGUGAAAAGUUUGAAAAAGGGUAUGCACAUUCAGGGAUUCUUGCUGCUGCCAAAUGGCUUAUGGGGGAGGAGUCUGAAAAUCUUCAAAUACUAAUGAAAGCAUACCCUGGUCACAAACUUGUGCUCACUGGGCACUCUCUUGGGGCGGGGACUGCAUCUUUGUUGUGCAUGUUACUUCAAGAGGCAUUUUCCAAGGACGAAAAGAAUCCAGGCACGAGGCUUAUUGUUCCUAAUUCUAUGUUUGCAUGUUGGAGUUUUGGAUGCCCUCCGUGUGUAGACGAGAAACUUUCCCAAGAACAGGCCUCAAUUAGGAACAUCAUUCUUCAGGAUGAUCUUAUUGCUCGACUAAGCCCUGCUGCUUUAGAAGACUUACGCUCGGAGAUACCAAAGACUGACUGGCCCCAAACACUUACUACCAAUGACAAAAUAAAGAAGGUUGUAGAACUUGCGCAAGUGACCAGUGGAGUCGUGAAAGACAUUGAGGCAACACUAGGAUAUGAGCAUGGUCAUUUUUAUAAGCAGAUCAAAUCUUUCAGCUUUUCUUCCCUUUCAGCUACAAAGGAAAUCAUCAAAACACGAUUGGCUGAAGGUCAACAGCCUACAGAUAGUUCCAAUGAUCGAACAGUUUCUAAAUGGUUAUCUUUUGGGGCUUCAACUGUCAUUCGUUGUGCUGAAAGGUUUUCAGCUCCUAGUAUUAAUUGUGAGCAAAUGGGAACUAGAGUGGCAGCUACUGUUGUGGCAAACUCUGCAGCUAGAGAGGAUACAAGCAAUUCAAGUUUAUGUGAUGUGCGGCUGUAUGUCCCCGGAAUUCUCUAUCAUGUAAUACGCAAAGACAAUGCAAGGAAUGUGCAACAUCUAUCUUCUAACAAUCAAUUGUUAGGGUCAAACAACCUAGAAGAGUUUAGAGAAAAGGAAAUUGCAGAUGAAGAAUUGGCCAGUAGUCCUAGAUCUGUUGGCAAAUGUGAAGACAUAAACCAAAGCGUCUUUGAAAAUGAUUCAUCAAUGCAAUACACUGUUACUCGAGGUGAUGAUCCUGCAUUCAGAUUUAAACGAAUAGUACUAUCAAAUUCAAUGCUGUAUGAUCAUGGUUGCCAGAGCUAUGAAAGUGCCUUGAAGGGUGCAGUUAAUGCUGCCAGAAAGAAUAGGAAACCUUAACACACACAACUUCCCCUAGUUUUGUCUACUAGCUGCAUUGCUGGAUAAGGUAACAGCUCUGCUAUUAGCGUUAUUUCAAUUGGCACAAGCUGGUGUAGUCCUAAGCUUGUAAAAGAUUUCUGUACAUUUUAUGGAUGGGAGAAAAAAGGGGCAUGCACUGCAACAAUUUUAUAUGUUUUUGUACAAGAAAAAUGAAUUAUUUGAUUUGUGAAUUUCUGUAGUGUUAAAUAAAUGCAAAAGUAGCUCUUGCAGUGCAACUGAGUUCCAUGCUAGAUACAUAUCUAUUUUUUGCAGGAAACAUUUUAAAUGAUUUCCUUCGUAUGUAAUAUUUUUCAAUUUAUAUGAAGAUAUCCAUAAUGAAAUGUGGAAUUAAUCCUUUUAUUUGCAA
Molecule: messenger RNA, 2241 nt
Organism: Cryptomeria japonica (Japanese cedar)
Lineage: Eukaryota; Viridiplantae; Streptophyta; Pinopsida; Cupressales; Cupressaceae
Exons: 9
Coding region: 240-1853 (537 amino acids)
Biological process (GO): lipid metabolic process
Source: RefSeq, a predicted model, not a curated record